This is a messenger RNA of Eriocheir sinensis (Chinese mitten crab), 4557 nucleotides long. Its product is annotated as serine/threonine-protein kinase ULK3-like. Bases 89 to 1390 code for a protein of 433 amino acids. Gene Ontology annotation, biological process: autophagosome organization; protein autophosphorylation; autophagy. The record is from RefSeq and is a predicted model, not a curated record. Gene Ontology annotation, cellular component: cytoplasm; autophagosome. Lineage: Eukaryota; Metazoa; Arthropoda; Malacostraca; Decapoda; Varunidae. Gene Ontology annotation, molecular function: ATP binding; protein serine/threonine kinase activity. The transcript has 5 exons.
GUCGCCGUGUGGUGUUGGCAGCACUGCGGGAUGUAAACAGACCGAGAAGUGUCAAGUCAAGACUCCGAGGGUUAUCAUCAUCAUCAUCAUGGCAGUGGCCUCGAGUGUGCCCAAGAUACCAGACUAUAUAUUCGCUGAGAAAAUAGGCGCAGGGAACUAUGCAGACGUGUACAAGGCCUAUAAGAAGGGCAAGGUGAGGGAGGUGGUGGCCGUCAAGUGCGUCCUGCAGUCCUCGCUCUCCAGGUCCGCCCUCAACAACCUGGAGUCCGAGAUAAAGAUUCUGAAGAAGCUGAAACACGAGCACAUUGUUCAGAUGCUGGACUUUGUUUGGGACGACAAGUACAUCUACAUCAUCAUGGAGUAUUGCAGUGGGGGGGACCUGUCAACCUUCGUCAAGUCCAAGCAGAGGCUCUCAGAAAACGUGUGUCAGAGGUUCCUGCAGCAGCUCGCAGCAGCCCUCCAGUAUAUGAGGGAACAGAAUGUCAGCCACCUGGACCUCAAGCCCUCAAACAUUUUACUAAAGUCUAGAAAAAGCCAGGUGCUUAAGAUUGGUGAUUUUGGCCUUGCCCAGCACAUGCCAGAAGAAGACACAAAUAGUACUGUCAAGGGCAGUCCUCUCUACAUGGCUCCGGAGAUUGUCCUGAAGCGGCAGUAUGAUGCCAAAGUGGACCUGUGGUCAGUGGGCGUCAUCUUGUACGAGUGUCUCUUCGGCAAGGCCCCAUACUCCUCCAAGACGAUGGACGAACUCAUAGAGAAGAUUAAGAGCGACAAGCCUAUAGAGGUUCCAUAUGGGACCAACAUAUCACCAGAGUGCAGAGACCUGCUAUUGAGGUGUUUAGAGAGGGAUGUUAGCAAGAGAAUAGACUUUGAGGCAUUCUUUUCUCACCCAUUCGUUGAUCUAGAGCACAAGCCAGGCCCGGAUAGCAUGAACAAGGCAACGGAACUACUUACUGCGGCUGUGAACUUCGAUGAGUGUCGAGAAUAUGAACAGGCUUUCAAGAAUUACUGUCAAGCACUCCAGUACCUGACUCCGUUGCUGCACAGUGAAAGUGAUGCCAGUAAGCGAGUGGUCUUAAGGCGGAAGAUCACCGAGUACUUGGGCAGGACUGAAGAGUUAAAGAAAGUUGUUAGCAGUGACAGUGAUGUUGUCAAGAAUCUGAGGAUUCCAAGCAUUCCAAACCUUCCUAAACAAGAAUCUUUGAAGUUCAGUGAGUACAAAGGUAACCGUGAAGAGCUACUCAGGCUGACGACAACAACUCCCCAGAUACAAACAGCAAUAGAGAUUGGUGCCUCAGGUGAACUGUAUGCCAGAGAAGUGGAUUUCAUCAACAAGAUGGGGGCCCUUCGACCUCAACACCCAUCAAGAGCAUCAGGAAGGCCCGGAAGUUAAUUUUUGGGGGGGGUUUCACAUAAACUGUAUAAAAGUUAUGCUUUAUAUUACUAAAUCAUAGAAGGGAAGUGGAAAACUGUCUAUAAUAAUGUACUUUCAGUGACCCUAAUUCAAUAUUCCGUACUUGCUCUACCAAUGGUUAUAUAGACUUCAACUUAAUGUCAAAGGACAGGUAAGGGUAUGUACUUUACAAUGAUGCUUCAUUGAGUCACAUGAGUUAAGUAGGAGUGAAGGUAUGAAAGGUUGAAGUGAAUUAUGUUUUUUCCUGAAUAUGCCCGUGUGGGAGGACAGGCGCAGCAAAACAAGCCCGCGCUUUAAGGGUUAAAGAAUGAGCUAGUAGUAAUUUUGUUUUGUCUCCUAUAAACAUCAUUGAUUUAGCUACUUACUGUAUAGUACGUAAAGUUAAUUCAUAGAAAUAUGCCUGUCUGUGCCUUCUUGAGUGUCUUAGUCUGCUUGUACAGGAAUCACCAAUGUACUUUAAUUAAAUGGUAAUAUAUAAAUUGAAUUAGUGUAUGAAAAAUCAGAUAGUAGUUAGCAAUAUAUGAUACUGGCACUGGCACUUGCUCUGGCUAUGAUGUAUUAUGGCAAUAUGACAGCUAUAUACAGGGAAUGUAAGAAAAAUGUAGUUCCUGAAAGUGUACAGGAAGUUCCAAAUUAAUUUCAUGUAAUGAAAGUACUUUGUAUAUUAUAUUAACACUACAGAUUUCAGCCUUCUUAAAUGAAUUUUAUUAUCACAUAUACUUAGUUUUAUGUAAUUUCAUACCACAGGUCAUUGAUCAUGUUUGCUAUGGAAGACAGGGAUGAUGUCAAGUGCAGUUGCACAACAAACCUUUUCAAUACAGUACAGCAAAGUCUCAGUACAGGUAAAGGGGGCCUUGAAGCACUCUUGUGGCCACCUCCAUGCAUACCCAAAGCAGUGUUCUAUGAGUUAGUCAUAUGUUCAGAAACAAUAUUAUGCCCCAAAUUUUAUUGAUCAGUCUUGAUCAGCAGACAAACAUAACACUGAAUGAACAAUGGACUGCAAGGACAAAGCGUAAUUUAAGAGUCAAAGGCUCUUGACCUGCUAUGGGCCCCCUCCUUUUUUUUUUUUUUUUUUUUUUUUUUAUAAGAGUAUUUUGAUGGGGCUUUUGAGCCCUCAUUUCAUUCUUUAUUCUUGAAAAAUACAGCUCCUGUUAUUCAUAUUUUGGUUCCCAUUCAUUGGUAACUCACAAGUAACUCCCUCAUUCUCUCCCUGUUAGGUACACCAAUGAUAAACUGUAAGGAUUUACAUUUGGCGUAUGUAGCAGGCUCCUCACACAACACUUAAUAGUGUAAAUCAAGGCUAUUUGUCCAGCUGUCCUAAAAUAUUAGGCAUAAAAAUCAUUGUCAGAAAUGGUACUCCUACUGCACAUGCACUGGAAUUGGUUGCAAUUCUUAUGCUAAAGCUGUGAUACACCCCUACUUUUUCUUAAUAAAAUUUGCAGAGUAAGUAAUUAACUUCAGUCUGCUCUAUUCAUCAACUUUGUUGUUUGUCUUUUCUGUAUGUAUAAAAAAAAAAGAUCAAAUUUCUUUAUUCAAGUUUGUGAAUGGUCACAUAUAAAACAAGGGUCCAGUUUCCUUUUACUGUGGUAUAGCUCAUACAACAUACAACCAAGUGUGUCAACUGGUGAAACAAUGAAGCUAAAAAAUGCAAUAAAUUGACGCUUCUCACCUGACAGUAUUGUACAUAGUACUUGUCAUUAUUAUGCUGAAUAGAAAAAUUAUGCUAUUACAUAUAUUUCAUCCUGAAAGCAACUCUGAAAGUUUUAUAAUAAAUAUGUUCGUUUCUCUGCAAACAAAUAAAUAAGCAGCUCUUUAAUUUACAACUACAUCUAUGCUGCAAGAUACUAUUCAACAUACCAUGAUACAAAAUGGUAUCCAAAUAUAUUUCACAUGUCUGUCUGUCUCUCUUGAAAGUGAACUGUACAAACAUGACUCAAGCCAGAAACACCAAUGAUUCCUUGAACUAACUCAGACUGAGAGUGAACCCUUAAAGCCGUGCUGCCACCAAACAUGGAAUAGGUAAAGUAAUGGAUAUUCAUGUUACGCUGAUGGGUCGUUGUCAGGCUAACGACCCGUUAUUAGCAUGUUUGGUACGAUUCAAGGACUACAUGCAAUGCCAAUUACAUAAUAUGAACAAUGAGUGCUAUGCUGCAGAGAAACUGAAGCAUCUCUAGUGAAUCUUUUAUCUUUCAUAUAUUCAUGUAUAAUCAGGCAACAACUUUUAUUACCUAUCCCAACAUUCUGCACAAUUAAACCUGAAAAAUCUAUCUGUACCUACAAAACAUUUAUAAAUAAUUAUUAAAAAAUAGGAAUGGAGAGUAAAAAAGUGCAUUAUGUAUCAAGGAUAUCUGGUUAUUUUCACUUAAAGCAAACUUGCAUAAAUUAUUUUCCAUUAACCCCUUCAACACGAGGACAUAUAUACUGCGCCUUUGCAUGCCCCAUACCAUAUCCGAGGACGCGCAUACUGCGUCCUGGCUUGCUUUAGCCAAUAUACGAGUUAUUUUAUCUAUAUUUAUGCUUACAUCUCAAAAUUAUCAAUUAAUUUAUGUUUCUUUAUGUGCACCAUUUAAUUCUGCAUGUUUUCAUAUAUAAUACAUGAUGAUUGUGUUGAGUUUAUGGCUGAAAACUUGUUAUAUUCAAUAGCAACAUUUGAAAUUUGGCAUGUGCGGCGAUCCCGGAUACGGCGCGGGGCGCUGUUUUGGCUCAGCCGUAGUGAAUUUCUUUAUUUGCACCAUUUAAUUCUGCAUGUUUUCAUAUAUAAUACAUGAUGAUUAUGUUGAGUUUAUGGCUGAAAACUUGUUAUAUUCAAAAGCAACAUUUGAAAUUUGGCGUGCGUGGCGAUCCCGGAUACAGCGCGGGGUGCUGUUUUGGCCCGGCUGUAAUGAGUUUCUUUAUGUGCACCAUUUAAUUUUGCAUGUUUUCAUAUAUAAUACAUGAUGAUUAUGUUGAGUUUAUGGCUGAAAACUUGUCAUGUUCAAUAGCGACAUUUGAAAUUUGGCGCGCACGGCGAUCCUGGAUACGGCGUGGGGCGCUGUUUUGGCCCGGCCAUAGUGAAGGGGUUAAGAUGGGUUUUGCCAUUCAUGAAACUCAAACACCAAGGCAUAUCACAAAUUGUAAAAAUGUCAAUAAAACUUUGUGCAUAGACA